Messenger RNA from Condylura cristata (star-nosed mole), 2107 nucleotides. RefSeq names its product galactosidase, beta 1-like (gene GLB1L). The coding region runs from base 116 to 2086 and encodes 656 amino acids. Gene Ontology annotation, biological process: carbohydrate metabolic process. Lineage: Eukaryota; Metazoa; Chordata; Mammalia; Eulipotyphla; Talpidae. Gene Ontology annotation, cellular component: vacuole. The record is from RefSeq and is a predicted model, not a curated record. The transcript is spliced from 16 exons. Gene Ontology annotation, molecular function: beta-galactosidase activity.
AGGCCUGGCCACUGGAGGUGGUCUCCGCCCCCUCUGCUCACAGGAUUGCCUCCCAGGAAUCCACCACGUGACAGUCUCUGACCGCAGCCUCAACUAGAAGCGUCCUGCGAGUGCUAUGGCUCCCCAGACGCCCCUCUGCCUCCCUUCGCUGCUGCUGCCGCUCCUGACGCUCCUGCUGCCCCAGGCAGACACUCGGUCGUUUGUAGUGGAUCGAGAUCAUGACAGAUUCCUCCUGGACGGGGUCCCCUUCCGCUACGUGUCUGGCAGCCUGCACUACUUUCGGGUACCGCGGGUGCUUUGGGCUGACCGACUUUUCAAGAUGCGAAUGACGGGCCUUAACGCGAUACAGUUUUAUGUGCCCUGGAACUACCAUGAGCCAGAGCCUGGGGUCUAUAACUUUAAUGGCAGCCGGGACCUCAUUGCAUUUCUGAAAGAAGCAUCUUUAGCGAACCUGUUGGUCAUACUGAGGCCAGGACCUUACAUCUGUGCAGAGUGGGAGAUGGGGGGUCUCCCAUCCUGGUUGCUACGAAAACCAAAAAUUCACCUGAGAACCUCAGAUCCAGACUUCCUUGCUGCAGUGGAUUCCUGGUUCAAGGUCUUGCUGCCCAAGAUAUUUCCAUGGCUCUACCACAACGGGGGCAACAUCAUUAGCAUUCAGGUAGAGAAUGAAUAUGGUAGCUACAGAGCCUGUGACUUCAACUACAUGAGGCACCUGGCUGGGCUCUUUCGUGCACUGCUAGGAGACGAGAUCUUGCUCUUCACCACAGAUGGGCCUGAAGGACUCAAAUGUGGCACCCUCAAGGGGCUCUACACCACUGUAGAUUUUGGCCCAGGUCUCCUGAGCAAGGCUGAUAACAUGACCAAAACCUUUGCCCUGCUUCGGAAGUACGAACCCAGUGGACCACUGGUGAACUCUGAGUACUACACAGGCUGGCUGGAUUACUGGGGCCAGAAUCACUCUACUCGGUCCAUCCCAGCUGUAACCAAAGGACUAGAAAAAAUGCUGCAGCUGGGAGCCAGUGUGAACAUGUACAUGUUCCACGGAGGUACCAACUUUGGAUACUGGAAUGGUGCUGAUGAGAAGGGACGCUUCCUCCCAAUUACUACCAGCUAUGACUACGACGCACCCAUAUCUGAAGCAGGGGACCCCACACCUAAGCUUUUUGCUCUUCGAAAUGUUAUCAGCAAGUUCCAGGAAGUUCCCUUGGGACCUUUACCUCCCCCCAGCCCUAAGAUGAUGCUUGGACCUUUGAUCCUGCACCCGAAUGGAGAUUUGCUGGCUUUCCUAGACCUCCUGUGCCCCCAAGGGCCCAUCCGUUCAAUCUUGCCAAUGACUUUUGAAGCUGUCAAACAGGACCGUGGCUUUAUGUUGUACCGGACCUCUCUGCCCCAUACUGUUUCUGAGCCAACGCAAUUCUGGGUGCCAAACAACGGAGUCCAUGAUCGUGCCUAUGUGUUGGUAGAUGGGGUAUUUCACGGUGUUUUGGAACGAAACAUGAAACACAAACUGUUUUUGGUUGGGCAAAUGGGUGCCAAACUGGAUGUCUUGCUGGAGAACAUGGGGAGGCUCAGUUUUGGCUCUAACAGCAGUGACUUCAAGGGCCUCUUAGAGCCUCCAAUUCUAGGGCAAACCGUCCUUACGCAGUGGCUGAUGUACCCUCUGAAAGUUGAUAAGCUUGCCAAGUGGUGGUAUCCCCUCCAGUUGCUGAAAACACCAAUUCUUCCAACUCCCUCUGGCCCCACCUUCUACUCCACAACAUUUCCAAUUUUAGGCUCAGGCGGGGACACGUUUCUUUUUUUACCCGGAUGGACCAAGGGCCAAGUCUGGAUCAAUGGGUUUAAUCUGGGCCGCUACUGGACGAAGUGGGGGCCACAACAGACCCUCUAUGUGCCCAGACCCCUGUUGUUUGUUCGGGGAGGCCUCAACAAAAUUAUACUGCUGGAGCUAGAAAAUGCGCCUCCCAACCCCCAAAUCCAAUUCUUAGAUAGUCCUAUCCUCAACAGCACUUCACACAGGACAUUCGUUUAUUCCCUCUCAGAUGAUACACAAAGUACCCCUGAACCAAUGGAGUUAAGUGGGCACUGAAUGAAAUUCCAUUAACCCUUG